UCAUAAACAUCCAUAAGGACUUCCUCAUGUUCAUAGCAGAUAUUAUGUCAUAUUUAUGACAGUGUCAUGUCAGUCUUAUGAUCAGCUCUUCAAAUAAAGUGUGACCACAUAUGUAGAUUGUUGCAGAAAGUUUGGUUGAAGUGCAACUUCCCAGAGGAUUUUUAUCAAAAGGCAUGUCUGGAGUUUGCAUAUAUGUUUUUUUAUUAUAUAUGCAGAAAAUCUUUUUCAUCUAUUUAACUCUCCAAAAACACACAGCCAAUUCAAAAGUACCAUUAAAUCCAAUGGUCCAAAGUGACUGGAUCCAAACCACUAACUGUAUUUCUUCUUUUUUUACGUCAGCAUACAGUACCAGAGCACGAGUCUGUAUGCCGGUAAACAGCGCAGCCUUACACUAAUAAAACUACUGGUUUCAUCUGAAUUUCAUUCCUUAACUUCUGCAUUCUCAAGAAUUGGUUUUGACUUGCAUGAUGUUUCUCAGCACCUUCAUAUUUCUCAGCUGCAGCAGUCAUACUGUCAGGUUAUAUUGGGCCAAAUGCAGCUGGUAGUAAAUGAGAUUCACAUGACGAACCACAGAGCAGAUGUAACAGGAAACAAGACUUCUCCUUUAACAGAGGGGCCCGUCUGCUGGGUGUCAUUUCUUCCUGGGACGUUAGUAACUCAUUGAUUGAUCCCAUCAAGGAUGCAUGUCUGGUUGAGUGCAGUUUUGCUUCUGGCAGCUGUGACCCUCUGCUGCUCUUCAUCGGCCACAAACAGAUUGUGGGAUGACUGGAGAACUCAAUAUGGCAAAGCUUAUGACAAUCAAACUGAGCUGAACUUCAGGAGAACAGUGUGGGAGAAAAACCUGCUGUUGUUGCUAAGACACAACCGGGAGGCUUCAGCAGGAAAACACAGCUUCACUCUGGGACUGAAUCAUCUCGCUGACAUGACAGCGGAGGAGAUUAAUGAGAGGCUGAAUGGUUUGAAGGUGGAGGAGCCUCUCGAUCUCAGGAAUGACACAUUCAGAGACACAAAUGACUCAUCACUUCCUACAAGUGUUGACUGGAGGACAAGCGGACUGGUCGGUCCCGUCAGAAACCAGGGCUUGUGUGGCUCAUGCUGGGCCUUCAGUGCUCUGGGAGCUCUGGAGGGGCAGAUGAAGAGGCGAACGGGCGUCCUCGUGAUGCUGAGUCCACAGAACCUGGUGGACUGCGGCGCUAAGGAGGGAAACCUCGGCUGCAAGGGAGGGUACAUCACCAAGGCCUUCAGCUACAUCAUUCACAACGGAGGCGUCGACUCAGAGAGCUCGUACCCCUACGAACAUCAGAAUGGAAAAUGCCGCUACUCGCUCCAAGGCAAGGCGGCUCACUGCUCCAACUUUCACGUCCUUCCACGGGGGAACGAGUUGGCUCUGCAGGCUGCGGUGGCAUCAGUGGGACCAGUUGCCGUGGCCGUGAACGCCAUGCUGCCGUCUUUCCAUCAGUACAAAGGAGGUUUAUACAACGCGCCUGACUGUAACCCAAAGCUAAUCAAUCACGCUGUGUUGGUUGUGGGCUACGGCACAGACAGAGGACAGGACUACUGGCUAGUGAAAAACAGUUGGGGAACGGCUUGGGGAGAAGGUGGAUUUAUCCGGAUUGCGAGGAACAAGAAAAAUCUCUGCGGUAUUGCGACGUUAGCAGUCUACCCAACGCUGUGAAUUCUACCGAGAUUUAUUCUGUUUUAAUUUUGUAUUGCUGUUUUUUUGAAAGAAGCACACUGUGCUGUCAGAGCACUACAGAAUCUAUUAACACUGUUGGGUAAAAAGGUUCUAAAGGCCAAUAUAAUAAAGUUUUAAAGGAUUCUGUUCUACUCAGUGCUGCAGGUGGGAGCGUUAGGUUCAAAUCCUGUGCUGGGGUCUUUCUGUUUCUGGUUUGUAGGUUUUUCCUCUGCAUAUAGGUUUUCUUCAUGUAUUC
Messenger RNA from Xiphophorus hellerii (green swordtail), 1931 nucleotides. It is a transcript of the gene ctss1, whose product is annotated as cathepsin S, ortholog 1. Gene Ontology annotation, molecular function: cysteine-type peptidase activity. Gene Ontology annotation, biological process: proteolysis. The transcript has 8 exons. Lineage: Eukaryota; Metazoa; Chordata; Actinopteri; Cyprinodontiformes; Poeciliidae. Bases 680 to 1675 code for a protein of 331 amino acids. The record is from RefSeq and is a predicted model, not a curated record.